This is a messenger RNA of Microtus ochrogaster (prairie vole), 1764 nucleotides long. RefSeq names its product PNMA family member 6E (gene Pnma6e). The record is from RefSeq and is a predicted model, not a curated record. The coding region runs from base 1 to 1764 and encodes 587 amino acids. The transcript has 2 exons. Lineage: Eukaryota; Metazoa; Chordata; Mammalia; Rodentia; Cricetidae.
AUGGGACUGGCUAUUCUUCAGGACUGGUGCAGGUGGUUGGGUGCCAAUGCCCAGCGCUCCCUGCUCAUCCUGGGUAUCCCCAAUGACUGUGAGGAAGAAGAAUUCCAGGAGGCUGUGCAGGCUGCCCUCACGCCCCUGGGCAGGUACCGAGUGCUUGGCAAGGUCUUCAGAAAAGAGAUCGGGGCAAAGGUCGCUUUGGUUGAAUUCGUUGACAAUUUAAACCAAAGUCUGAUCCCCCAACAAAUACCAAAUAAUAGGGGGCCCUGGACUGUGAUCUUCCUGCCUCAGGUCCCUGAUAUCGAGCUACAGGACACAUUCAAUUUCCCUGCACAGGCUCAUGGGCAAGCUUUGGAAGGGUCUUCAGGUGGGGCAGGGGCUUCAGGUAGGUCAGGGGCUACAAUGGAGGAAGGAGAUGUAGUUCGGGCUAUGGGUGAGGCAGGAGGAGCAGCUGAGGAAGGAGGCUCUGGGAGCGAUGAGGGGUCCGCAGGGGAUGAAGGCUCUGUGGAUGAUGGAGGGGCCGUGGGAGAAGCAGGAGCUGCAGGAGAGGAUGAGGCAGGAGCAGUAGGUGAGGCAAGACUGUCAGAUGAGGAGGGAGCUGCAGGUGACAUGGGAGUUGCAGGCAUUCUAGGAGCCGUGGGAUUGGCAGGAGCCGCAGGGGAGGCAGGAGGCUCAGGUGAGGAAGGGCCCUUUGAUGUGGCAGGAGGGGCACGUGGGGCUGGAGCCUGGACCCAGCAGUGGGGCCAAGCCGUGCCGCCCAUCCUGGAAAACAUGGCCUACCAGGAGCUGAGGCACUUCUCUGGGAUGGAAGAGCCCGGCUGUGGGGGUCUGUCUUUCGAGAGCUGGUUGGACCACGCCAGUGACAUGCUAUACAUGUGGCGCCACAUAUCCGAGACGGAACGGCGUCGGCGGCUGGUCGAGAGCUUGGGCGGCCCUGCCCUGGAUCUCCUGUGUGAGCUUCUGGAAGAGAAUCCAGACACCCCUGUGCAGGACUGCCUGGCUGCACUGGUACAGGUGUUUGGCAACAAGGAUCCCGUGAUGACCGCGCAGAUGAAGUUCCUGACUUGCUCCCAAGGGCCUCAGGAGACGCUCUUUGCCUAUGUGAUGCGCCUGGAAGGUCUGCUGCAGAUGGCCGUGGAGAAGGGGGCCAUUCAGCCUGCAAUGGUGGAUCAGGUGAGGGCACGGCAGGUGCUAAUGCGAGCCCGGCCCAACCAGAUGCUCCAGAACAACCUGAGAAGGAUGCGACUGGAGAGGCGGCCACCUGGCUUUGUUGGGCUGCUCAGACUUGUUCGGGAGACUGAGGCAUGGGAGGCAGCGCUGGUAGAAAAUGCAGUGGUCCAAGUAGGGGAAGGGGUGGAAGUGCAUGGUGGAGAGCUGGAUGUGGUCCAGGCUGCCCUUGUUGGUGUUGGGGGCACUGAGCCUGCUCCUGCUGUUAGAGAGGCCCUUCCAGCCAGUGAAGCUGCUGGCCAGGCUGCUGCUGCUGUUCUUGAGCAAGCUGCUGAGGCUGCUGCUGAUAUUGAUGGUGCUACAAAGGCAGGCCUUGAUUCUGACGAGGCCAAGGUCUUCCCUGUCACCAACAGAGAUGAAAAUGUGUUGGCCCCUUCUGGCUCAGGCCAGGCAGGACCCACUGAGGGUCCAGGUAUGCCUGAGAGCUUGGCCAGUGCAGGAGAGCAAGAAGUAGAGCCUGUACCUGAGGGGCUGAAGGAAGAGUCAGAAAAUGAGGAUGGGGCAUGGGAAGGUAGUCACCCCAAAUCCUUUGGCAAAUAG